Molecule: messenger RNA, 902 nt
Organism: Lobosporangium transversale
Lineage: Eukaryota; Fungi; Mortierellomycota; Mortierellomycetes; Mortierellales; Mortierellaceae
Exons: 1
Coding region: 225-821 (198 amino acids)
Source: RefSeq, a predicted model, not a curated record
CAGACAAUAACAACAAAUUGCGCUCAGACUAUUGGGUCAACUUCCAUGCCAAUGGCGGCAACGCACCUAGUUGGAGCAGCUCUACUAGUCUUCAUUUCCGUUCACUGUCCUCUCAGGUCAACUCAUACGGCUCCUAUGUCACACUCGAGGACGAACCCGAUGCGAGUCCCUAUAGCUACUCAAACCUUUGGGAAAUUCAGCUCAAGCUUGGUGAAAUCCCAGACAUGAUCUCACAUAAUUUGUUGGAACCCUGUGCUUCUCCAUCUUUCAAGACAGAAGCACACUGUGAGACCCCAUGCUCCUUUCCAUUUAGAAAUCAGGCUGAGGCUUUCUUUUGCAAAAGAAUAGACGGAUAUAACAAAGAAGAGGCGAGGCGGGAAAGAGUUUUCACGGAGUCUGCUAAGCAGAAUGACCAUGAUAUGAUCUGCUUUUUAGAGCUUGAUGACAACCCGUCUAUAGGAGUCGAUAAAAAUUACGGCGCCAUGAAGGCGUAUGAAGAAGAGGAAGAUAAAGAAAACGGGAAUGUCAAAAGACGAUGGGAUACGUCGAUGAUCCGCCCUGUUUACGUGAUAGGUCGCCCCAUGAAGGUACGGCUAGACGAUAAGACCCGUCAUGACCGCAAGGAUAGUGGUUUCUUAAGUGAGGAUGAUGUAUUCUUCUGCAAAGAAAAGCAUAUUCUCUCCGUCACUGUCAGCGACCCUGGUUCUUCUGCUGCUGCUACUUCUAUAACCCUGAAAACCAAACAAGAUCGGAAGCAUGGCCAUAGUGUGGCUUUUGCAUCCUUGCAACGCAUUGCUUCCAGAUUUAUUUGCCGAUCAUAACUUCUUAGCAAUGGUGCUUAGUUUGGAGGAUGCCUUUGAGAUAUUGUUUUUAUGGAUGCAGGACAUUUACAAAUGGAAAAU